Messenger RNA from Sus scrofa (pig), 2600 nucleotides. It is a transcript of the gene RTKN, whose product is annotated as rhotekin. Gene Ontology annotation, biological process: septin ring organization; mitotic cytokinesis; actomyosin contractile ring assembly. Gene Ontology annotation, molecular function: GTPase inhibitor activity. The record is from RefSeq and is a predicted model, not a curated record. Lineage: Eukaryota; Metazoa; Chordata; Mammalia; Artiodactyla; Suidae. Gene Ontology annotation, cellular component: actomyosin contractile ring.
GAGCCGUUGGGCCCCGGCUGAGUCGAGUGUGACUCCGUGGGCCUGGAGUUGGUGGGGGUGGGGGGCGGUGGCAAAGCUGCAGCUGGCUGGGAAUCGGGGCUGGUUUCCUGUCUGGAAGGGAAGGGGCCCGCAGAGGGGAGCGGGGGCAGCAGCAGCCAGGCACACCCCUGCCUUUCUCCCUCCCUCUCCUCUCUUCUCCUGGAAAAGCGAGCUGGGAGAACAGCUGCCACCAAAGCAAGACUGGACACUCUGUGCCCAGAGCCCCCGCUGCAGCUGGCCUCCUCGCCGGGGACCCUGCUCAUCCUCACCUCGCUUUCCUUUCCUCCCAUGCCUGGCUCCCACCAGGGCCCUGGAACAGCGGUAGGCAAGGAAAGUUUGUCACCGCAGCCAGAGGGGUCUAACGGGAGCGUAAGAGGGAAAGGGGCUGCCUCUGCCUUCUGCCCUCUGCCCAAGAACUGCCCACCUCUUUCAAGACCAGGGGAUCAGCAGGAGGAGGGAGUGUGGGGCAGCGUGGUGCUUGCUCACCCCACCCCUCUGGAGGGGCCAACAGGGGAAGGGGCACCCGGGGGGCACAGAGAUGCAGGACAGAUUGCACAUCCUGGAGGACCUGAAUAUGCUCUACAUCCGGCAGAUGGCGCUCAGCCUGGAGGACACAGAGUUGCAGAGAAAGCUAGACCAUGAGAUCCGGAUGAGGGAAGGGGCCUGUAAGCUGCUGGCAGCCUGCUCCCAGCGAGAGCAGGCUCUGGAGGCCACCAAGAGCCUGCUGGUGUGCAACAGCCGCAUCCUCAGCUACAUGGGCGAGCUUCAGCGGCGCAAGGAGGCGCAGGUGCUGGGGAAGACAGGCCGGCGGCCUUCUGACAGUGGGCCACCCUCUGAACGCUCCCCCUGCCGCGGCCGGGUCUGCAUUUCUGACCUGCGGAUCCCACUCAUGUGGAAGGACACAGAAUAUUUCAAGAACAAAGGCGACCUGCACCGCUGGGCUGUGUUCUUGCUGCUGCAGAUCGGGGAGCACAUCCAGGACACGGAGAUGGUCCUGGUGGACAGGACCCUCACAGAUGUCUCCUUUCAGAGCAACGUGCUCUUUGCCGAGGCAGGGCCAGACUUCGAACUUCGACUGGAGCUGUAUGGGGCCUGCGUGGAAGAGGAGGGAGCCCUGGCUGGAGCGCCCAAGAGGCUGGCCACCAAACUCAGCAGCUCCCUGGGUCGCUCCUCAGGGAGGCGUGUUCGGGCAUCGCUGGAGAUGGCAGGGGGGUCAGGGAGCAGUCCCAUCCUGCUCCCCACCCCCGCUGUGGGCGGUCCCCGUUACCACCUCCUGGCUCACACCACGCUCACCCUGGCCGAGGUGCAGGAUGGGUUCCGCACACAUGACCUCACCCUCGCCAGUCCGGAGGAGAACCCUGCCUGGCUGCCCCUUUAUGGUAGCGUGUGUUGCCGCCUGGUGGCUCAGCCUCUCUGCAUGACUCAGCCUACAGCGAGUGGUCCCCUCAGGGUGCAGCAAGCUGGGGAGCUGCAGGACUGGGUGCGAGUGCAUGGAGUCCUGAAAGGCACAAACCUCUUCUGUUACCGGCAACCUGAAGACACAGACACUGGGGAAGAGCCGCUGUUUACUAUUGGGAUCAACAAGGAGACGCGAGUCCGGGCAGGGGAGCUGGACCAGGCAGCGGGCCGGCCUUUCACCCUGAGCAUCAGUAACCAGUAUGGGGAGGACGAGGUGACACACACCCUUCAGGCAGAGAGUCGGGGAGCCCUGCAGAGCUGGAUGGAGGCUCUGUGGCAGCUUUUCUUUGACAUGAGCCAGUGGAAGCAGUGCUGUGAUGAGCUAAUGAAAAUUGAAACCCCUGCUCCCCGGAAACCACCCCAAGUACUGGCCAAGCAGGGGUCCCUGUACCAUGAAAUGGCUAUUGAGCCGCUAGAUGACAUCGCAGCCGUGACAGACAUCCUGGCUCAGCGGGAGGGCGCGAGGCUGGAGCCGCCCCCGCCCUGGCUAGCAAUGUUUACAGACCAGCCUGCCCUGCCUGGCCCCUGCUCGCCUGCUUCAGCGGCCCCCACCCCGGCCCGGACCCAUUCCCAUUCCUGGGGGAGACCCCGAACGUUCUCCCUGGAUGCUGUCCCGCCAGACCACUCCCCUGGGGCUUCUCGCUCGGUUGCCCCUCUCCCCUCGCAGCGGCCCCCACGGUCCAGAGGUCUCUGCAGCCAAGGCCCGCCCCACACUUGGCUCCAGUCACCAGUGUGAGAGAGGAGGGUGCUGGCACCAGGAUCUGGCCAGAGGUGGAGAUGAUCUGUGCACGGCUGGACUCUGGAUUCGGCGCUGUUUGGAGCAGGUUGGCCAGCUGGGCCUCCCUUUCCUCUGCUGGACUGGGGGUAGGCUGCGGAGGGGGAGCAGAAGCCCCUCUUAACCUGUGGUUGCCAUGGUGCUGAGGGACUCAUUCCCAGGGCUGGCUGGGAUCCCCUAAACCCUUCCUGGGAGAAAACUGGAAGCAACCCCGCCCUUCCUCCCUGCACUAACUAGCUUUGAGGAUGGCACUGAAGAGCUUUGGGAGGAACGCACCUCCCUUGUGACUCCCCCAUCAACCAUUAAAGUUAUUUAACAGCAGCCUUCA